Messenger RNA from Echinostoma caproni, 246 nucleotides. Lineage: Eukaryota; Metazoa; Platyhelminthes; Trematoda; Plagiorchiida; Echinostomatidae. The record is from the annotation of a GenBank genome assembly.
GAUGAUGAUGAUGAUGAUGAUGAUGAUGAUGAUGAUGAUGAUGAUGAUGAUGAAUCUGAUGAUGAUGAUGAUGAUGAUGAUGAUGAUGAUGAUGAUGAUGAUGAUGAUGAUGAUCAUGAUGAUGAUGAUGAUGAUGAUGAUGAUGAUGAUGAUGAUGAUGAUGAUGAUGAUGAGACGAUGAUGAUGAUGAUGAUGAUGAUGAUGAUGAUGAUGAUGAUGAUGAUGAUGAUGAGAAUUAUUUCAUAG